CCAGGACUGAUGUUUUAUGAUGUUUUAUGAUGUCUAUUUUGAUUAUUGGUGACUACCAACUCAUGUUUAUUCAGGUGCUCGAUAUCCUGCCUGGCAAUUAACUUUUGGAGGUGUAAAACUUUCCAUGGCAAAGGGGCGGUAAUUCUGCGGCAAGCUCAGGUACAUGUACAUGUACAACUCUAUUAACCCAUAAAUAUUCCCCUUGCAAAAGGGUCGACAGCCUUUAUGAGAGUACAAGAGCUUUCAAGAAAGCUUUUUUGUCAAAGAUUAUCCAGCGAGCCUCCUCCCCAAGGUCCUUCUUCCCUUCCACGCAUUCGUUUACCGCCAGCUGAACCAAUUCCUUGAAUUCGGACUGGAGGGUUUUCUGCCAGUUAUAGCCCAGAUAGAUACCCUGUUUAUGGUCACAGAGAUAAACAUUCCUUUCCCGGUCAAGACAUGAUAUGAUGGUGGUUGGCUAGAGUGCGACGACCACGAUGUGGCGAGAUUUGAGUUUUGUUGUCUCCGUAUAAGCUGUUGAAGGCCUCGCUGGGAUGGGGUAAAUGUAUACAGUAUAUCCCUCAAUUAGGGUGCCUGGGCAGCAGCAUUACCCUUCCAUAUAAAUGUUACCGUCGCAAUAUCGCUAGUGAGCGAGUGUGGGUGGGAGAGGAGUGUGUAUGGCCAUGCAUUGAAUUUAACUAGCCAUUUCAUCCAAACAAAGGUUUAUUAUUGGUAGUUACAUAACUACAGACUUGACUUGGUGAUUGGAAAAUGAUUCCUUUAGUGAACGGCCAGGGCGUUGAUGGAGAGCUUAGUCAUGAAACGUUCACACCGUCGGCUCCAACGUCACAGUGAACUUCAAUCCUUUUCAUGAUUCGUUUCUACUAAUGGUUCCUUUGGAUAAUAAGGAAGUUCCAAGGUUAACUAUUUAUCUCUGCAAACGAGAAAAGGGAAAAGAUAAGAAAAAGAAUACUUCUGCUCUUGGUUCCCCUUGGUGGCGCAAUAUAGUUAUCCAAGCUAGCGGAGUGUAUCCGUAACCCCUCAGAAAAUGCCAGCCCCCAUCAGCCGAUUCUUACAGCCGUAUGGUCAUCCCUCUGAUAGACCAAGCGCCAAAAGCCAAAAUGAUGAUAUCAAAUACCCAGGAACUAACAGCUGACGCCCGAAACCCGGCAUUCCUGCCGGCUUCAAGUUUUUUUUAACUGUCUAAACUUGUCUCAGAGGGCCAAUAAUCUUGCUUCUCCUCUGCUCUCACUCGGAAAGCCUCAGCGUGAGUCUCCGUCACUUUACAGUAUGGACGACUUUUGGCAGCUUCUAGGUUAUGGAGUAUAGAUGGUAAGUGGCUGGAGAGCAUGGUUAAUCACAAGGCAUUACCUAGGGAACUUGUUGGGGUGUAGGAGACACGCCUCAAAUACCGCUGCUGCGCUUGAUGGGCAGGUCUUAAUUUUCAUUCUUUGUUUCUUUUUUUUUUGUUUCUCCCAAUUUGUCGUUUGUUUAUACAUGCAAUCUGCUGCAAGUCUCAUAUCCCAGAUCAAGACCAAAGUCUGUGGCUGGAAAAAAGCCUCGAUAAUAUGGAUCAUGGAACACGAUAUAGCGGCAGCAAGCGAAAGCGAGUAUCGAAGGCCUGCGAUAGAUGUCGAGGCAAGAAGUAUCGUUGUGACGGACAACGCCCAGCAUGCGUGGCAUGUCGAGAAUCCGGCCAUGAUUGUUCCUACGACCCGACCGCAAAGAAACGAGGGCUGCCAGAGGGUUACGUCCGCGGCUUGGAGAAGCUUUGGGCUUUGUCAAUCUCCAAUAUCGCGGGCCUCGAGGAGGGGAUACUUGAGAUGCUGGGAUCUAAAGAAGCCGAAUCCUCUCGGAGACAAUGGCUUGUAUCCUUGUGGAACAAUGAAAGAGCGUCAGAAAGGCUACAUGACAUAUGGAAAUCGAGCGAGCUAUACGCGAGUGUUGAAGAGUUGUUGUUGAAUCCAGGGUUAACUAUUACUGGAACGCCGCGUAUGGAAGAAGAUAGGGGAGGUAUUGAGCCUGAACAUUCAUUAUCUGACAUCGCGUCUGAUUCUCAACUUGAUGACUGUUCAGACCAUCAUGUUGGAGAAAUUUUGCCAUGGGCAUUGACUCAGAUUCAACAUAAGCCACCCCGAUCUCCUGACACAGACGCCCGAAGAGUCAAGUUUCGUAUUUCGAGUCCAACUGCAGAAAGAAACUCUCGCAUGAAACUCCCCAUUCAAACGUCACACCUCCUCGAUAUGUACUUUGCACAUACGCACAGCUGGUUCCCCAUUCUAGCAAAACAUGAAAUUCUCAAGGCAUCCUACCAAUACUUAGAUCCAACUUUCGAAACGGCAAGCAACCUUGCGGGAUCGGGGAAUCAUGCUGCUCUCUGGGCGAUUCUGAGCUAUACUGCAGCCCAGAUCCCACCAGAUACUGAAGAAAAUUCAACUGCUGGAACAAGGUUCAGAAACCCCGGCGAAGAAGCGAAAGGGUUCUAUGCGGUUGCGCGAAGCUUGAUACCGGAUGAGAGGGGCAAAUUUGAAAUUGAACAUGUUCAGGCUACCCUGCUCUUAACGCUCGUAAACAUUGGAUUCGGGGAUUGGACAGCCGCAUGGGUUCUUUGUGGACAAGCUGCAAGCGUAGCUAUCGAUUUGGGCCUGGGAGCUGCAUCAAGAAGCAAACAAUCACCUGGAAAAUCGAAGGAAGAAGAGACAUUUCUUGGGUGUUUCCUCCUCGACACCUUAUUAUCUGCUCGGCUCGCUAGGUGCCCACGCAUGCGUUCCGAUACCAUACGCAAUGUCAACUUAUUGGAAGAGGAUGGGCUCGAAGAAUGGGGCCCGUGGGUAGACGUUUUCCUUCUCCGCAAGCUUCACGGAGGGGAAAAUUCUUGCCCUCGUGGGCCUCUCCGCUCUUGCAGUACUUUCAACCGCCUGUUAGAGCUUUCGAAACUCCUCCAUUUGCUCUGGGAUAAUCUUCCCCUGGCACCAGAUGUCACUGCUAUGGCACAUGAGUAUUUCCUGAGGAAUCUUAAACACUGGGAAAUGAAGCUUCCGCCAGGGUGUCGGUUGUCUGAUGUUAGCAAGAAGAUGUUAUUGGGCGAAAACCCGUCUUUUCUACCACACCAGACGUUUCUGCUUUGGACCCAGAUGGCAGCGCUGAUUCUGCUUUCCACCCGUCUGUCACCCCAUAUACAGCAGUUGUCUUAUUCACUUCGCCAGGUCAUGGAUAUCACGCUCUCUCUCUUGACUUCCCAGUCACAAAAUUUUACUCAAACCUGCCUCCCUCCUCCUUUCGAAUUCUCUCUAAGAAUAAUCGUUGAUGCUGCACGCUCACAGGCCUCAUCACGGUAUCACGAUACUUCCUGGCUCGAGUCGGUCGCCAGUCAAAUAUCCCGAGCAGGAGGAAUCUGGCCGGUUUAUUCCUCGCUAGUUGAGGAUACGAGGCAGUUGUCAUCGGCUGUAGCACCCUCUUUGCCAAUACUGCAUCUAGCCUCCUCGAGAAGCAAUCUAGCUCCACCCCAUCCACAUUGCUCACCUCCUCCUCCUCCUCUUCCUAGUGAGAGCGUGUAUGACAUUCUCGAAGUGUUAGAAUCUUUUUUGCAGGAAGACGCAGACGCCCAACAACCAAACGAAGAGGACCUGACUUUCUUCUCGCUCCUUUCCAGAGCACCCAUGGAUCAGUUUAGCGCCUCUGAUUGUAGAAGUAGGAGUGAAGCUUCCAUCAUCUCUUCUUCGCAGGCCUUUGACAAUGUCUGGGCAGGCCUGCAAUCCCCAACCCCUGCAACACGGGAGAUCCCAUGGAUGACACCAAACCUGUCAAAAACAAGAGAAGGAGAAAACUCGCCGCCCCCUCCACGGUCAGAUAUAUCUAAUAUGUGCAAAGCCAACCAAAAAGAGACCUACCACCACCUCCAGCCCUUAAACGAUGGAUACACGCUUGGACCACAAAAGGCCACACCACAAUUCCCCAAUCACAAAUCACCCUCUCCUGCUUCCCCUUCCCCUCCAGCUUCUAAUGAUAUAGAAUCCAUCUUCCAUGACCGCCCAAACCCAAACAAUAGUGAUAUCUCCACCUCUAAACCCCAGAAAGCUUUCUUAACCCGCACCCUCAACUACGAGAGUUCUCAUGCACGGCUCAUCAUAGACAUAUACGAUGACAAAUCAUCCCACGACGCCCUCCUCAACAACCAUGACAAUGGCAGUUCCACAGGGAACAGUGCUGAAGAGCUCCCGGGACAGAACCAGGAGGACGGAAUGGAGGAGGAGGGCAAGGGGAAGCAAACGAUCCUCAACAAGAUCAUGUGUCCACCGUCGAUUGCGGAUAUUUGGCCGCCGCCAGGGUUCUUUCCGGAUGCGUUUGGGGAGGAAGGUGAGAGGGGCGUUGAGGAAGCUAGGGAAAAGAUAGAUAUUGGUGGAUAAGAGGUGGUGAAUCUGUCCGUGGCAUAUGUGCAAUGUGUGUGAGGGGUAGACAGAUGGUUUGAUUGAAUGGAGUUUUGUUAGCAUGGUGUUGGAUGUGAUCUGAUAUGUACGUAAACGGCACAUGGAUGACAACCCAGAGCGGGAAUCAAAGAGACUUUCAGGGAGGGAAUGAAUAGAGCGAGCAAUAUUAUCAAAUAUUUGAAAGAUAGAUUUACCAACUAAUUUUAUUUUGUCCACCCCACUGACGCUUUCUUUGUGGGUUUUCUUCCUGCUUUCUUUUGCAGAAGUAGGAGUUCUCUAAAAGUAAAGUCCAUCAGGCCAGUAGCCCAAGUUGCGGAAGUAGGCGAAUACGACACAAACAAUAAUUAUUCCACUUUAUUUAUCAAAAGCCAACAAAACCAUGUUCAUCC
Messenger RNA from Blastomyces gilchristii SLH14081, 4792 nucleotides. RefSeq names its product C6 transcription factor. NCBI's taxonomy places the organism in Eukaryota, Fungi, Ascomycota, Eurotiomycetes, Onygenales, Ajellomycetaceae. Gene Ontology annotation, biological process: DNA-templated transcription; positive regulation of transcription by RNA polymerase II. Gene Ontology annotation, molecular function: DNA binding; zinc ion binding; DNA-binding transcription factor activity, RNA polymerase II-specific. The record is from RefSeq and is a predicted model, not a curated record. The transcript has a single exon. The coding region runs from base 1545 to 4382 and encodes 945 amino acids.